Molecule: messenger RNA, 453 nt
Organism: Besnoitia besnoiti
Lineage: Eukaryota; Apicomplexa; Conoidasida; Eucoccidiorida; Sarcocystidae
Product: putative enkurin
Exons: 2
Coding region: 1-453 (150 amino acids)
Molecular function (GO): calmodulin binding
Source: RefSeq, a predicted model, not a curated record
AUGGGAAUAAGCUCCGCCUGUGAUCGGGUGACGGCUAACGCUAUCGAUAACAUCCUAUCCAGACCGCGGAAAACGUCUCAGGAUGCACUGGACUGGACGUGCAAGCCGGACUAUGGACGGGUCCCCCAAUAUCUCCAAGACGUCAAAAAGACAUUGGACUUGGAAUAUGCGUACCUGGAGUCGCUGCGGAACUCUACAAAGACAGCAGGCGCCGGUCCCCCCGGAACAACGCAAGUGCGAGUGAUGCCUGAUCAUGAGAAAUGCGCCCUGCUCGCCGCGCUAAAGCGAAGAUGGGAUGCGCUUAACUUGGAGUACCAGAGUACAACGCACAUUAUGAACCUCGACACUAUUGGAAAGGCAAGACGGAAAGAGAACUUUGAGGAGCAGCUUGCCGCCAUUGAAAAGUUCAUCAUCAAAGCCAGCAAAAAAACUGUGGUGGUCACCAAUGUAUGA